AUGCUUUCAUCUUACUGGAGUUGGAUCAUACCAUCUGUCAUUGUGUUUGUUCUAAUUAUUGUCGGCAUUCUUUUGUUUCUCCACUUGACAAUCAAUCCAAAUUUCGAAGUACAUUAUCUUCCCGCAGUGUCUUCACCAGUACUUCUCACCAAUGCAACAUCUGCUUCUAAUAAAUAUACUCUAGUGUCUACUUCUGAUACAGAUACUAUAAGAGCUGCUCCUGCUCCGAUUAAUUCAGCUGCUACUCCUAGCAGCGCACUAAUGGAUGAUGCAACAAUAUUAUUUAAUAAAGCUAAAAGCGUAUGGGCUAUUAUUUCGAAAAACGCGGCGACAGCCGAUAUUCACACAAUACAUGGCAACGUUUUACCGGCUAACAUCAAUAAUCCAUUAGAACUUCAAUCUUGGUCGCCUUCGCCUGUUUCUCGUUCUUGUUCUCUAACGAUUCAUAAUCGUUUAGGUUUACGCGUUCUUCAGUUUGACUAUGAUCUCGAAUUUCUUUACGGCGGUUCUUUAAAUGGUCGGGGAGCGUAUUUGGAUGGUAUUACCGUAGUUCCAUCACGUACAAGUGUUGCCUGGUGUUAUGUAUUCAAUGCAAAAGUUGAAAUAACGUCUGUACGCAAUGUGGGCACAAGUGAUAAUCCAGUCGCUGCUGCUCAUGUUGAAUUAAAAUAUCAACUAAAAGGACUCAGUCGAGUAGAAGGAACAACAUCAUUUGAUGUCAAAGGUGAUGGUCGUGUGGAUGUUUUGCAUUCGAAAUAA
Molecule: messenger RNA, 759 nt
Organism: Rotaria sp. Silwood2
Lineage: Eukaryota; Metazoa; Rotifera; Eurotatoria; Philodinida; Philodinidae
Source: the annotation of a GenBank genome assembly